UACAGGAAAACCAUGUAACAACCACUAUCGGAACAGUGUAAGUACGUACAUAUACGUCACGUACGUAUUUUUUAACAGGAAACCAGACUGAUGUCGUUGAUGUGGUUGCCCAUACAAGUUGACAGUAUGUCUAGCGACUUACAACUUAUCAGCUCUUGAAACUGUGUUGUGAGUUAAAAUGCGUUUACUCAAAAUCCUUCCGUUUUUAUCAAUAUUGUGUAUAUCAAAGUGUACGGAUGACUUUAACGAACAGUGUAAAGAUAGGUUCAGAGAUCCAACCAACUUGACUUCUAUAGAUGUGAAUAAAUAUUGCUCCAACAAAUGGUGUAUACAAAAAUGUUGCCCUCUUGAUUAUUGCAUUAAUGCUAAAGGUAAAUGUGUAAAGAUUGCAUUUCUACGCGGAAAGCUCAAUGCCAGAUAUAGUGAACUAUUCGAGUUAAUCGAUAACAACAUUACCUUUUAUACAAAUACGGAGCCCAAAAAGAAAAUUGAAAAGCAAUUUAAUUACAUUUACAACAACAAAAAUAUUACAAAGUGUGGGGAGUUUACAUCAUUGAAAAACAAAUUCUAUUUUACGGAAAACGCAUCAGUUAAGAUAUAUGAUGCAAAAUAUUCCAAACAAUGGUAUACUCUUACUUCCUCAGAAUAUUGUACAGACUACAAACUCAUACUAGGCAAUAAUAUCACAAUUUCGUUGGUCAUCCAAGAAUAUUUCCAAUUAUCGGAAGACGAUGGACUAAAUGAUACUCUACUUUUUAUAGGUUUGCUGACAUCAUCGGUGUUUCUGCUGCUCGUAUUUGCAGUUCAUUGUAUGUUAAAAACUCUGCAUUCAUCUUUCACGGGACUUCUAAUGAUGGCUUACACCAUAACAAUCCUAGUAGCUUUCAUAGUCAAAGUCAUCAUUCAAGCAACCAUUUCAUAUAUGACUAAUUACAGCUGUAAAAUAAUAACUCCUGUCCUAUAUUUUCUAUUGAUGUCAAGUUUCUUCUGGUUAAAUGCUUUCUCGUUCUGUAUAUGGCGGGGUUUAAGACAUUUUGGAGUAUUCCGAUCAACACGGCGAGAGAAGCUGCUGAGUUUCUGCCGAUACAGCUUGUAUGCGUGGGGCGUGCCGCUGGUGAUCACCGGAGUAGUCACCUGCUUGGACAACAUCGACAUCACGGACGUGCCUUAUAUUGUCAAACCGCCAUUCGAUGACUGUUUCAAAAAUAAAUUUGGAAUUCAAGAGUACUAUUAUAAACCACUGGGUGUAAUAAUGUUAAUUAACAUAGUGUUGUUCAUAAUGACGAUUUACCAUAUAAUGACGACUACAAACUCAACAACGAAAAAUGCAGAGUUCAGACGAAGUGGCAGGGAAAACAGUUACAAGACUUACAUGAAACUGUCACUUACAAUGGGCAUCAGUUGGAUCCUGGAACUGAUCCCUAACUCUGACAACACGUUCCUCUUCAUCCUGAGCAACACAUACAACAGUCUGAUCGGAGUCAUCAUAUUCUUCGUGUACAUUUGCGAUAAAAACGUUUUGAAUGAGCUUUGCAAAAAGUUCAACAUACAAAAUGGUUUCGUGACUAAACUGGCGCACCGCAAAUCCUUGUUCCGGCUAGCGAGGUCAAUGAAGGUGCAACGUGAAGAAUUAACUAGUAUGCAAACUGCUACCACCGGCCUUAGUUCGGAAGCUGAAAACAGUACUUCUUUACUUUAAUUUUAAGCACACGUUAGGAUUUAUUUCUUAGUUUACCUAAUGCCUAUUAAAUGAAUGCAUUUAAAA
Messenger RNA from Spodoptera frugiperda (fall armyworm), 1765 nucleotides. RefSeq names its product probable G-protein coupled receptor Mth-like 2. Gene Ontology annotation, cellular component: membrane. Gene Ontology annotation, biological process: G protein-coupled receptor signaling pathway; cell surface receptor signaling pathway. Lineage: Eukaryota; Metazoa; Arthropoda; Insecta; Lepidoptera; Noctuidae. The transcript has 8 exons. Gene Ontology annotation, molecular function: G protein-coupled receptor activity. The record is from RefSeq and is a predicted model, not a curated record. Bases 179 to 1699 code for a protein of 506 amino acids.